GAAAAAAAAAGAACACAUCAAAACAAAAUAAUCCCAUCUCAAAUCUCAGAUAAAACCACCAGUUUCUCAAAUCACAGAGAUUCAAAAUUUUCCAGAGUAUCUAUCAACCAUCAAUGGCGAAUUCAUGGAAGAAGAAAACCAGUAGAAGCUUAAUAACGCAUAAAGCAUGGAGUCUUGUGAGGAUGGCUCUUCUAUGGGCACGAAAAGGUGGAGUUUUCAAAAGAUGGCCUUUGCUUGAACUACGUAACUUGUUCUCCAAGCAUCUCAAAGCCCUAGCUCAUCAUAACAACAGUGACCGUUAUCUUUCCCGUUACGGAGAACGUGAGCUUUCGUUUGAUGAAACACCGUUGUUUAACGUCAAGAAGAAGACGCAUCGUCCUACGUCUAUGAGGUUCCUCCUUCCCUGCAUUGGUAAUCCUAUUGAAUUUGAUUAUGAGUUUGGUAUGGACGGACAAGAUUAUUCAGAUGAGGUGAGAUCGUACGGCUACGAUGAGUCUAGUGUGGAAGAGUGUGAUCGUACGGAUAAGGAUGAUGAGGAAGAAGAAGAGAAGGGGGUUGAUGUGAGAGCAGAGGAGUUCAUUGCUAAGUUCUAUGAGCAGAUUAAGUUGCAGAGGCAAAUCUCUUGUAUGAAAUACAGAGAAUAAGGAUAAUUAUUUAUGGAUUAUUUUUUUUAAUUUUGAUGGAUGAUGCUUAUUAUUUAUUUAUUUAUAUGUAUGAUUGCAAGUUGUUUUUUUUUUUUUGUCAACUAACUUGUUUUUUUUUGUAGAUACUUGAAAGUCCGAGAAUUUUCAUAGAUGUUUC
Eruca vesicaria subsp. sativa (arugula) is the source of this 801-nucleotide messenger RNA. The record is from the annotation of a GenBank genome assembly. NCBI's taxonomy places the organism in Eukaryota, Viridiplantae, Streptophyta, Magnoliopsida, Brassicales, Brassicaceae.